Molecule: messenger RNA, 1372 nt
Organism: Trifolium pratense (red clover)
Lineage: Eukaryota; Viridiplantae; Streptophyta; Magnoliopsida; Fabales; Fabaceae
Product: protein DOWNY MILDEW RESISTANCE 6-like
Exons: 4
Coding region: 196-1224 (342 amino acids)
Source: RefSeq, a predicted model, not a curated record
GAUUAAAGAUAUGAAACAUAUAUAUAAAACAAACUGUGACUAGGCUGAAGCUUAUAAAAUAGAAUGAAAAGAUAUUAACACUAUCAUGGUCCCAAUUGUUAAAAGAUAUAAAUAUCUUAAUCAAAAGAUAUACUAAUGUACCACAUUCAUUACUCUUCUCCAUCGAGAUACACCCUUUAAUCUCAUUGUGUAACAAUGGAGAAACUUAUUACAAGUUGUUGGUCAAAUUUCCAAUCUGUCCCUGAGGACUACAUAUUCCCACCAGAAUCAAGACCAGGGAAUAUCAGAAUCCCAUUCAACAGUAGCAUCCCAGUGAUUGAUCUAAGUGAAGCACAGAAGGAUGAUAGAACCAAUAUAAUUCACAAAAUUAUCAAAGCUGCUCAAGAGUUUGGAUUCUUUCAGGUUAUAAAUCAUGGAGUCUCAGUGAAUCAAAUGAAAGAAACAAUGAAUGUUUUCAAGGAGGUAUUUCAGAUGCCUGAUGAGUAUAAGCAAAACUUGUUUUCUAAUGACCCUUCCAAGCCAUGUAAGAUGUUUACUAGCAGUAUCAACUAUGACACUGAAAAGGUUCAUCUAUGGCGAGACAAUCUUCGCCACCAUUGUUAUCCCUUGGAGAAGUGGCAACACUUAUGGCCUGAAAAUCCAACUACAUACAGAGAGUGUGUUGGAGAUUUCUCAACUGAAGUUAAGAAAUUGGGUUCAAGGAUCAUGAAUUUGAUUGGUGAAGGACUUGGUCUGAAGUAUGGAUAUUUUGAUAAUGAUCUUACUGGAUCAAUUCUUUUGUCAGUUAAUCAUUAUCCACCAUGUUCUGAACCAAGUUUGACACUGGGAAUUACCAAACACUCAGAUCCUAAUCUCAUCACCAUUUUACUACAAGAUGAUGUUUCUGGCCUUCAAGUAUUCAAGGAUGGAGAGUGGAUUGCUGUUGAGGCUAUUCCUCAUGCUUUUGUCAUUAAUGUAGGCUAUCAAUUGCAGAUAAUCAGCAAUGGUAAGCUAAAAAGUGCAGAGCACAGGGCUGUGACAAAUUCAGAUCAUGCUCGAACAACUGCUGCUUUUUUUGUAGCUCCUUCAGAUGAUUGUAAAGUAGAGCCAGCACAAGCUAUCACUGAUGAACAAAAUCCACCAAUAUUUAAGUCUUUCAAAUACAAGGAAUUCAACUCUCACUACUUUAACAAAUAUGCUGACACAGAUGUGGUGCUAAAAUCAUAUGAGGCACCAAAGAAUUAACUGUAUUUUGAAAGGAAAAAACAGUUGUAUUGAUGGUGUAAUGUUGGGACACUUCAAAUCUUUCUAAUUAUAAUUAAGGAUUUUUCUUCCAUGAAGAAAAAUAUCGUUGAUAAAAUAAAUGAAGUUUCCCUCUUUUGUCUUUUUGGUA